Molecule: messenger RNA, 9857 nt
Organism: Nylanderia fulva
Lineage: Eukaryota; Metazoa; Arthropoda; Insecta; Hymenoptera; Formicidae
Gene: enok
Product: histone acetyltransferase enoki mushroom
Biological process (GO): regulation of transcription by RNA polymerase II; nucleosome assembly
Cellular component (GO): nucleosome; chromatin; nucleus
Molecular function (GO): transcription coregulator activity; chromatin binding; histone H3 acetyltransferase activity
Source: RefSeq, a predicted model, not a curated record
ACGUGGUACGCUACGGCGUUCUCGUGCUUCAUGCUUCCGCCGGAGAGCGCGCAGUGUGCGCAGUGCGCUCCCCACCGCGUGUCUGUAGUGUGUAACCCCCGCGCGCGCGGCCCGGCCGCCAUCUUUGUCAAGUGGGUAACUUUUGUUGAUUUGUGUGAAAUGUGACGCCGUUGUCGCGGGAUAAUUGGUGAUCGUGAUUACGUAUCCUAAGUGCGUCGAUACUCGGUGGAGUCUGUUACCCGCGUACGUGACCGUGUGGAUUUAUCCAUGGGAUUCCUUCGUACAGGGUCAGCGCAAUAACCCGCGGUGAGAAGAGGACGCGAGAGGAGACGUCGAGGGCCAGCAUCUCUAAGCCGAGAAACCGGAGAAUUCGCAGCAGAAUGUAAACGUCGCUACCGAUUGUGACGUCGCCUAUUGGCUGGAGGAGGAGGAGGAAGAAGCACUGGCUGUGACUUGGUCGUCGUCGUCGCCGUCGCCGUCCACGCCGCCGACGAAGACGCGAUGGACGAGAAAGAUUCGGCCGAGACAUGGUCGGCCUGGUUUCUAGAUGCGAUUCGGAAGAUCCGAAGCCAGAAACAACGGCCGAGCGUCGAACGAAUAUGCCACGCGAUACGGCAGCAUCACAAUUAUCACGAGGAGGAGAUCGCGGAGCAUCUCGAAGUCGCUGUCAAACGGGGCGACGUGCUCAAGAUCUUCAACAAGGGUCAGUCCUCGUACAAGGACCCGGGCGGUUUGCACACCAAGACGCUCAAGGUCAGCAAAUCGACGGACAUCAGCAAGGUCAUAGGCAAGGCGGUGCGCGAACUCGGCGAGCGCGACGGCUCGACCCUGAAGAGCAUCGAAAAGUACAUCAGGCAGAGCCACAGCGUCGAGGAGGAGGCCGAGGGCGAUCUUAGGACCGCUCUGAGAUUGUCCGCCAAACGAGCGGUCGAUCGAAACCUCGUGAUUCAGGAUGGCAAACUGUUCCGACAACCGGACAGGCAGCCGAUCAAGAAGCAAUCCGACGCCGCUCAUGCGCCCGCGGAACCGCCCGCGCCCAAGACGCCGGCGCCAUUACCGAUAUGCAAGGAGUGUCUUGGUGCGACGGUGGUUGGCAACAACAACAACACUAAACGCAACGAGAAGCUGAGCAGAUGCAGCGUCUGCGGCGCCGCGUUGCACAAUUCCUGCGCGCCCGCGGAACUCUCGGUGCUCGUCGACCGAGGGAUAACUUGGUCCUGCGACGACUGCUCGCCGAUCUGCGCCGGUUGUCAGGUUGAACGAGAAUCGCAGAAUUAUCUUGUCAAGUGCUCCGUCUGCGUCAAUUGUUACCAUCCCGCCUGCCUCAACCCCGUCCCCGACAAGAAGGCCAAGACACCCUGGCAGUGUGGACACUGUCAAACGGCGCAUACGCCGGUGAGCAAGAGUGACGGCAAACGGGGCAAGGCGCAGGAUGCGAAUUCGUCCGACGACACCCCGAGCGUGAGGAAGAGGCUCAGCAAGUUACGCGAGAAUCGAAAAUCGAUGGUAUCCAGAAAAUGCUUGGCAAACGCAUAUCCCGGCAAAAAGGGCGGUACGGGAGUGGCUCAGGUGGACAGCAGCACGGACGGUAAUGCGGGUGUUGUCCCCCCUCGUCAACCACCUUUGAAUUCCUUUCCUUUACCACAACCCCCCACCCCACUCGCAGGCCAGGGUAGGCUCGAGGAAAAGAACGACAGGAUCUCCAAGGAGAAGCAAAAGUUCUUUAGAUUGAGUGCGUUUAAUGCCGAGCACAGUAAAUUGAAGCGGGUGGGGGGCGGUGAUAAAUCUAGACCCUCGCGGAACAUUAGCGCUAGGUCGACUCGGGGUGCUACCGCGAAUCCGAAGAAGGUCGGGACGUCACGAGUGUCUAGCAGCAGCAGCAGCAGCAGCAGCAGUAGUAGCAGCAGCAGCAGCGAGGCCGAUAAUAAUAGUAGCGAGAGCUCGGAAGCUAGCGACAGUAGCGACGAGAAUGACGAUGAGGACGACGUAGCCGAGGAUGAGGAUAAUAGCUUGAGCGAGAGCAGCGGCUCUUCCUUGGAUGAAAUCCAGGACAGAAGGCUCGAAUCUCCCAAGGCGGUGAAGGGACCGUUUGUUUAUAACGUAAAUGAGGAAAAACCGUGGGGUUUCGCCGCCGCGGCCGCCAAGCUGAAUGUAGAUUCGCCAUUCUUCAGCAGUAUCACAAAUACCUUCGGCGCGUCCUUACCUAAACUCGAUGUGAGUGAUACACCGACUUUUGGCUUGCACAUACAGCAACCCGCUGCUGUUGCCAAUUCGUCGGAUAAUAAAAAGAAAGACAAAAACGUCGCGCAAACACCGAGUAGCUAUGCGAGCACGGAUAACAAACCCGGGAGCGGCCAGUUGAGGAGCCUUUUCGAUGGCUUGAGUCACUUUUUUUCAGCACCUGCAAACAGCAGGGCGAGAUCGGCCGGUGUCCCAGCGCCGAAUUACGCGCCCGACCGGAGGAAAAGGCCUAAUGCGAACGAUGUCUCGAAAACGAACAAAAUUCCGAGAAGCACGCAAAGAAACAAACCAGACGAUUCACCUAGCACGAGUAAACUCAAGGAUCGAAAAAAGACUGAAGUUACCGCUGAGAUAUCGAGAGUACCGAAGCCUGGUAUCUUUGUACCUUCCGACGAGAGCGUGUUCAGCUCGCUUAACGAAAAAUUGCCGAGGAUGACGCCUUCGGGUUUGGUGAAAACCGCGGUUAAUAGUAAGAGGCAUGAGCACGAGAGGAGAAAGUUGAUGCGAGACGAUGCGUCGUCGCUCGUAAAAUGCGCAGCCGCGGAUUCCUCGUCGCCGUCAUCGUCGUCGUCGAGACACGAGCAGCGUAAGAAGCAAACGGCUGCGGAUUCGAAUACGCAGAUACGCCACCCUGUGCCCGCCGUUGCGAAAUCCUCAGGCCUCGGCUCCGAUUCCUCCGUCAAAUCAAAUCCCAACCUAAAGUCCAAUCCACGAGCCUGUACUAGCGCCACCACUACCAACACCACCACGACACCCCGCGCGACACCCUGCUCCACCAGGAAGGAGGAACCCAUCGUACCGCAAACGUUGCCAUCAGGUGUCAAUCAAAAGGACGUGGAUCUAAUCAAAGAGGCUCGUGAGAGGGCUCAGUUGACCGUGAGCAGCGACGAGAACGAACAAUUGCUGUGCGUCAACACUCCGAACGCGUCAGGCACCGUACCACGCAAUCCUGCCGCGAUAGUAUUUGGUCGUUACGAGGUAGAGACAUGGUAUUCGAGUCCAUUUCCUCAAGAAUACGCCCGAUUGCCCAAGUUAUUCUUCUGCGAGUUUUGUCUCAAGUACACGAAGAGUCGGGCCGUAUUGGACAGGCAUAUGGACAAAUGUCAAUGGAGGCAUCCACCCGCUACCGAGAUCUACAGAUGCGACGGAUUGUCCGUGUUUGAGAUUGACGGUAAUGUAAACAAGAUAUACUGUCAAAAUCUGUGUCUGCUAGCAAAGUUAUUUUUGGAUCACAAGACUCUCUAUUACGAUGUAGAGCCUUUUCUCUUUUACGCCAUGACGAAAAACGAUAAAUACGGUUGCCACUUGAUCGGUUACUUCAGCAAGGAAAAACAUUGUCCAGCUCAGAGGUACAACGUGUCCUGUAUCAUGACGCUGCCGCAGUAUCAGCGACAGGGUUUCGGCAGGUUUCUCAUAGAGUUCAGUUAUCUGUUGUCCAAAGUCGAGGGCAUUCCGGGAACACCGGAGAAACCGCUCUCGGAUCUCGGUCGAGUAUCGUAUCAUUCAUUUUGGAAGAGUGUAGUGCUCGAGUAUUUGGACGCUCAUCGAAACAUCAACGAUAUCAAACUUAGCGACAUUACGAAGGUGACCGGCGUGUCGGCGCAUGAUAUUGCGACUGCGAUGCAACAGCUUGGAUUUAUAAGAUCGGUUCACUUGCCGGGCAACGGAAAUAUUAAUAAAGUGGCUGUGGUAGUCGAUUGGAGCAAGGUAGAUGCUCACAUGACGAAAGUACGAAAGAGUACCCGCAUCAAACUGGAUCCCGAUUGUCUCAGAUGGAUACCGUUGCUCACGCAAAUCCCUAAUCCGUAUCACAGUCCGGAGGAAAGCGUUGACACUAGUUCGGAAGUGUCUCCUACGGUAGAGCCUAAACCUGCGCCGGCGGUCGUCGAGAAGAUACAAAAAGUGAAAAUAAAGAAGAAACCCAGGGGAAGGAGAACGAGCCAGAGGAGAUUGACGCCUUUAAAACCGAAGACUUUGCAAAAGACUGCGACAUCUCACAAGUACACGACCAAAGAGGGGAGAAGUAUCAAAGAUACGAAGGAGGUUAAAGCGAUGAAAGAAUUGAGAGAGCCGAAGACAUCCGCAAGGGAAAGCCGUAAUGUCGAAAGCGCGGAGAGUCGGAAAGAUGCAGAAGCUAAAAAUGUAUCUACGCCAAGAAAUUCACGCACUUCUAGCUCGGCAAAAAAUACGACUCCGUCUACUCCACCGAAAGCGGCGCAGAUAAUGACGAUGUCGAGGAGAAGAGUUAGACCGCCUAAGACGCUUAUAUCCGAAUCAGUCAUCACGCCUUUGAGAAAACGAAAACAUUCCGAGAAGAUAGAGGUCGAGGAAGAGAAGUUGGAAGUCAGUAGUAGAAAGAGAACGCGAGAAUCUUUGAGGGAGAAGGAAAAGGAAAAGGAGCGAGAAACGCAGCGUGAACGAGAGAAGGAAAAGGAGAAAGUAAAGGAAAAGGAUAAUAAAGCGAAGGAAAAGGAAUCUGCAAAAGAAACAUCGAUGGAAACUAGGAAGACACCACCCAAAGUGGAUUCGACGCCGAGUCCGCCCAAACCAGCGAAGAAGCAAUGCAAAGUGGACGAUAUUUUACAGAAGGUUACCAGCAGGCAAACUAAAUAUUUGCAAGCGAAGGAGAAAAAAGCGCAGGAGGAGACCAUACAAUGUAAUGGCAAAGAAGAAGCGCGAGAAGUGAAAAACUUGCCGCUGUCUAGGCGAGGUAGAGGUAAAUCGACUGUAGAAUCUUUGAAGAUGCCACAACUUACGCCGGAAUCUCCGAGGGCGAAGAACCGAGCCGAGAGUCCUGUGAUACCACCUCCCUCGUUGUCUCCGCCGCCUGAAUCCGUGAAGAGUUCUCCGAUUCGCAGUAAACAGCCGUCCGUGCCCGAAUCGCCACCCGAGAAGCACUUUAGUAAUGGAGACAACAAAAGUGAGAACGUGGAAGACAAUGGACUACCCGUGCCCACGGAAACGGAGGUGGUGUCUGCGAGUUCCGGCGAAUACGAGGGCGGCGAUGAGGAUGAAGGGGAGGAGGAAGAAACAGUCGCGCCGACGCCUAAACUCGUUACGCAAUCGGCCUCGCCCGAUACGGAGAACCCCACGACAGAAUCAUGCGAGAAUGAGAAGGCGGAUGAUAAAUUACUGGAGAGGAACAACGAUGAGAGCCCACUAGAGAAAGCGGAAGCGGAUCCACCAUCGACGGUGAUAAGGACUUUAAACGAAUGUGAUAAGGACUUCGAAACUGACAAACAUCCCGUUUGCAGUCCGGAGACAUCGAAAUCAGUACCUGAACCAGUUGCUUCGCCAAAAGAGGAGGAAGUCGAGAAAAGUAUGCCGGAAAGUAUGCCGGAGAAGAAUGGCCGUGAUAGCCCUCCUAAAGAGAAAUUCGAUUGCGAAACGCCAAAGGACGCUGCAAAAAUCGACUUGUCGCGGCCGAAAGUAGAACCUUCCCCCGUGGAGAAGAAGGACGCGUGCGCCCUCGGUCCUAACACGGUGCUGACAUCGGAGACCGAACCGCUUACGCCGCAAGAGAAAACCCUGCCUACCGUGGAGCAUCAGGACACGACCUUGCAAUUGCAGAGCCAUACGGAGGAAUUGAAGCAACACUCGCCCGAGAGCGGCAAGACUACGCCGCAUCUGGAGAAUCCAGGCUCGGUGAAGAGGACUCCGCCGUCGCAACCCGACUUGCCGUCUAUGGGAGUUUACACGCCGGACUCGACCACAAAUUCCGUACACUCGUUGCAUUACGGUCAAUGCGAUCUGGACGUUAGUCAACUGGGCCUGGAAUCGCCGACUUCUAUAGCCAGCGAUCUCGCGUCGCAGAACAGCGUGGAGAGGCCGCCCAGCGCGUUACCGUCGAUCCCGCCACCGGUCAGCGUGCCCAUGCAAAUCACCACGCCAGUGACGUCGACACCGGUGCCGCCUGUCAACAUGCCGCCCCAGGUGCAGUACGCCACCGACUGUAGUUCGAUAUCGCAGCACACGCCGCCGGCGCAUCAUCCAGGGAUUCAUCCGAUGCAUCAGUCGCAGUCUCUGCAGCAGCCGCGUACCCCGCAGUCGCAUACUCCGCAGAGUAUACCGACGCAGAGUCCGCAGCCUCUUCCGCAGAGCCACACUCCGCAACCGAUGCCGCAGACUCAUACACCACAGAGUAUACCGACGCAGAGUCCGCAGCCGCUACCACAGAGUCAUACGCCGCAGCCCUUGCCCCAAUCGCACACGCCGCAACCGAUGCAACUGUCCCUGGCGCAGAAUCAGAGUAUGGCCCACAGUCAGUCUCAGCAGUCGCAGCAGCAGCAGCAGCAACAACAACAACAACAACAGCAGCAACAGUCGCAACAACAACAGCAACAGCCGCCGCAACAAUCUCAAUCGCAUAGCAAACGAGCUAGUUCGCAAACCACUCACAGAUCCAGAUCGACGCAGCAGAGCAGCAGCAGGUCGCACCGGGCCACUCCGCCGACCUCUCACACUACGCAAGCCUCUCAACAUAGCGCCGCGACGUCGCAGACCAGUCACAGCAGUAGCGUUACGCAUGUCGCGGUGCCGCAGUAUCAGCAGUCCCCGUCAUCGAUGAGCGUGCCGCCGGCGGUGCCGCAUCCGCACUCGCACACCCCGCACGCGCACUCGCACAACAUGACGGUGAUCUCCCAAAGCAAUUACAUGGCGGUGGCGGGCUCGCAGGGCUUCCCCACGCAGAACACCUACGUGAUCCAGCAUCGUAGUGGGCGCUCCGGGGCGCCGACUCCUUGCACCACCGCCACCAACUUUUACAUACAGACCAGCGCGAUGCCGCCGCACUCGCAUACCCCGGCACCGGCGCCGCUCUCCGCCUCGGGCGGCAGUCACCAGGCCACCAACUCGUGCAGCCUAGCCAAGCUGCAGCAACUGACCAACGGUCUGGACAUCAUAUCGCCCACCCCACCGCCGGCGAUGAACCUGACGCCGCCGCCGCCGAUCCCGCACACCAUGACGCCACCGCAGACGUCGCGGCAGCUACCGACGCCGCCUCAGGCUCAGCUAUCGCUUGGCUACGCGAAGAAUUAUUACAACGUCAACACGGUACCGCCCGGCACUCCCGGACCACCCAGUCGAUCCGCCUCGCGAUCGUCCGCGAACGCCAACAUGCCGUCGCUCAGCCAGCCGUAUCCCAGCGAGAGUCUCUACCGGCAGACCCUCGACCCGGGUGGCACUUGUCCGCAGAUGCAGAGCGCCGCGAGCCGCGUCAGCCCGAACGUCGCCCUCAACACGAAUCUCAUGGCAGCUGCUCAGUACGGAUAUCGUGUGGCCCAACCGGCUACCGGUUACAUGAACCAAGCGGCCCAGCUAGGUAGCUUCAUGAACCAGUCGAGUCAGCUGCCGGUGGGUAUGGUGAACGUGCCGACGUAUCCGCAGGACCCGCACCAACAGAAUCCGGCAGCAGUCUACACGACGUACGGCUACAUCAACGGCAGUCUCAUGCAGCCCCUGAACAGCACGAUGAGGCCGCGCUAGCCGUUGAUCUCCCCCGACGUUGGACGGGCGGACAAGUCAACUUCUUCACGCGACAAGUUAACGCUCUCUUCGAUACGAUCGCCGACGUGAACUCGUCUACGACCUCCUAACAGGACACUCAUCUUUACUUCCUCGACCACCACCCGUUGCUUCUGUCCGCCAGCCAGCUAGUCAGCUGUAGCUCCCCGUUCUCUUCUCUUUACACAUAUACACCCUGGCUCGUUUGCAACUCUCUUUCUCAAUUUAGGAAAUGGUACAUAGAAUCCUCCAGAGGCGAAGGUGCUCAUUUCUGCGAUUUUGCUGACAAGAAUGCCGCAUUCGACAUACUCGAUGCGGUGAUUCGCGAGAAAAUAUCUCAAGUAUCUCUUAAUAGAAAACACAGGAUAGAAUAGAAGCGUUGCGUUCGGCGCAAUCCGUUUUUUCUCAAGUAUAUACCAUUUUAUUUUUAUUCUUUAUCUCGAUUAAAACUUUAUGAAAUAUAUUCGCGAGUAACCAAUGUAUCAGCGUAUAUAUUUCACAUAUUUCGUAUACGCUAAUACAAUACGCUAAUAUUACAUUCGAAUUACGUCGCGUAUCGUGCGAAAAAAUACAUAUGCCCGAUGUUUAAUUCCAGACUUAUUUUUAGAAAAGCAGAAAGAUAAGAAAGAGAGGGAGAGAGAGAGGAAGAGAGAAAGAAAAGGAUGAUUAAUAAAUAUCCUUCCGCUUCUUCUCUACUUAAGUCCAUCGACAACUAGGGAUGAUUUUUCUUCUCUAUGCUCGAGGAAGGCUCGUAUUAAACUGAUUCUUAACUUGUCGACACAAAGAUUGCACACAAGGUACAAUUUAAUCAUAGUUAUCUUCUUUCGAGAGCACGAGUAAGCGUCAACUCGUGCGUUUUAAAUAAAAGGAAAGAAAGAAAGAUAGAAAGAAAAAAAGAAGAGGCGAAAAUGUUAUCUUGGAUAUGGAUUUCAUUUCAAUCGGCCAAGAUACCGCUUUCUCUUUUUCUGAAUAAUCCCAUAAUAAUCGAAAGAGAGAAGAGUGAAAAGAAAAAAAAAGUGCGGAUACCUAUUUUUAGUAGGGCAUUCCUUUGCGAAACCGCAGCGGUGUUACGUUUUAUGUAUUUAUAUAUAUAUAAAUAUAUAUAAAUAUUUACGAAUAAAAAAUAUUCUGUUUGAUAUUAUCGAUUGUUGAACGUUGUUGUUUAUUUGGCACACUUGUACUUUACUGUAUCAUAAAGAAAAAAAUAAGUAACUACGUAUCGCUAUGAUAAUCCUCAUUGUAUUAUUACGGAAAUCGAUUAAUUCAUUGUCGCCGACGUCAUUUUAUCGGUAUAAAAAUCCAUCAAUCUCGAGAUCAUCAUCAGCGCCAUCGUUCGCAUAAUUUUUAUCAACUGUUAAUAUUAUUAUUAUUAUUAUUAUUAUUAUUAUAUUAUUAUUAUUAAUCAAUAAUCUCAUUAUACUAUUAUGACAAUUAUAAUGAAAAGCGUACAUACAGAUACACUCACACACACAUAUAGACAUAAUGAAACGUAAUCACACACAUUGUGCGUUAUAUUUUAAUUGUCGCAUAUACGAUAUCACACGCAUUCACAUUCGGUAUUCAUUAUAGUAUGUUUUUAUUAUCUAUCAUUGUGUGAGAGAGAGAGAGAGAGAGAGAAAGAGAAGAGAGAAAGCGCGCAAAUCAGACUCUUCCACGAAGCGUCCCGAGAUUCGCGUUGAAAUUAUUUUUUGUAUCGAAAGAGAGAGAGAAAGCGGUCCUUUCUUUCAAGGCGAAGGAAAGUGUAACGGUAACGUACAUACGUAUAUAUUCACGUUACCCUCGUAAAUAUAUAUCACCCUGAAAUAUGCGUAAUUUCCCCUCCCUUUCAUCCUUUGUCCCUUUCCGUCCCUUCCAUCGUUGGGCGACGCUUCGCGGAACUGUCAACACGUCAACAAAAAAAAUAAUAUAUUUAUGGUACGAAGCGUUACGAGUUUAAUUUUUUCAGACGAGAGAACGCGAAAAAAAAACGCGAGACGGAAGAAAAUGGCAGAUCGCCUAGUUUAGGCUUAACUGAAUGAUAAGAUAUAAUUAAUAAUGUAUAAAAAUACAUCAAUAUUUAUUGUACAUAGAUCUAAAAAAAAGACUACUAACAAAUAAAAAAGAAAUCAAAAAUA